AUGUCCUCCAAUUCAAAUCUAAGCUUCAAUGAACAUCGAUGGAUAAUUAACAUCCGUCGAACACUUGAGGAAGAGCUCGAAAAUGAUGCUGAGAUUCCUGUCUGCAUUUUCAGUGUCCCGAAAGCUCUAAUGACUAGUGAUCCGGAUAGCUACACUCCACAGGAAGUGGCAAUUGGUCCUUACCAUCAAUGGCGUCCGGAGCUCUAUGAGAUGGAGAGAUACAAGCUCGCUGCAGCAAAAAGAACUCAAAAGAAACUUCAGAGCCUUAAAUUUCAACAUGUUGUUCAUCGCUUGUCCAAGCUCGAGUUGAAGAUUCGAGCCUGUUACCAUAAGUGCUUAGAUUUUAGUAAUGAAACUUUGACUUGGAUGAUGGCAAUCGAUGCAUCAUUCUUGCUAGAGUUCCUGGAAAUCUAUGCCAUCAAAGAGGGGAUCGCAAUCACAAGAGUUUCUUCAAUAUCAAUGUCGCAUUUGGUUGAUUAUGCUGGGAGAAAAUCAGCUCAUAAUGCGAUUCUUAGAGAUGUGGUGAUGCUCGAGAAUCAAAUCCCAUUGUUUGUGCUGAGAAAAAUUCUUGAAGUUCAGUUAUCAUCUUUGGAGUUGGCCGAUGAUAUGCUAUGCUCAAUGUUGUUAGGAUUUUGUAAAGAGCUUUCUCCAUUCAAGAUGAUGCAGGACAUUCCCAAGAUUCAUAUAUCUCAAUGUGCACAUUUGCUAGACUAUUUGUAUGGCAUGAUUGUGCCAAAAGUUGAAGCACCGCCAGAGAUCAUAACUGAGGCUGAUGAUCAGCCUGAUGCAAUGGAAGGCAGAUAUAAUUCAUCCGGUAAUCCAACUUACAUAAGAGAUCUUUUCAGUGAGAUUUGGAAGAUAAUCACAAGGCUCAACAAAGGUCCGGUACGCCUUCUCAAAAGACUGCUAUUUUCCCGGCCUUUUAAGGUCAUACUUAAACUGCCUUGGACAAUCCUCUCUAAUCUUCCUGGCUUUUCAAUCUUAAAACAACCUCUUCAACAUUUGUUCUUCUCGCAAGAUCAAGAAGAAAUCAAACCAGAGAAUGAGAACUCGGAUAAUGAAGUUAACAGGCCUCCAUUGGUUGAGGAGAUCACAAUUCCUUGCGUCACCGAGCUGUCCAAAUCCGGGGUUUGUUUCGAACCCACUACUGGUAAUAUCCUGAGCAUUACUUUUGAUGUCAAGGCAGUUACUCUUUACCUUCCCACCAUCAGUUUAGAUGUGAACACAGAGGUGGUCUUAAGAAACUUAGUAGCAUUCGAGGCAUCAAAUGCAUCGGGACCAUUGGUUUUUACACGUUACACUGAAUUAAUGAAUGGGAUAAUUGAUACCGAGGAGGAUGUGAAGUUUCUUCGAGAAAAAGGUAUCAUUUUGAACCGGUUAAAGAGCGAUGAAGAGGUUGCCAUCUUGUGGAAUGGGAUGAGUAAAUCCAUUAGGCUUACUAAAGUCCCUUUCUUAGAUAAAGUGAUUGAAGAUGUUAACAAGUAUUAUAACCAGCGAUGGACGGUAAAAGUUGGGAAAUUUAUGAAGCGAUAUGUGUUUGGUUCUUGGCAAUUUCUCACAUUGCUGGCUGCAGUUUUUCUCUUGCUCUUGAUGACAUUACAAGCCUUUUGUUCUAUCUACAGAUGCAGUCGCGUGCUUCACAUUUACAGUACCACUUAG
This is a messenger RNA of Populus euphratica (Euphrates poplar), 1659 nucleotides long. RefSeq names its product putative UPF0481 protein At3g02645. NCBI's taxonomy places the organism in Eukaryota, Viridiplantae, Streptophyta, Magnoliopsida, Malpighiales, Salicaceae. The transcript has a single exon. The coding region runs from base 1 to 1659 and encodes 552 amino acids. The record is from RefSeq and is a predicted model, not a curated record.